This is a messenger RNA of Cryptococcus amylolentus CBS 6039, 2487 nucleotides long. RefSeq lists its product as hypothetical. The transcript is spliced from 3 exons. Lineage: Eukaryota; Fungi; Basidiomycota; Tremellomycetes; Tremellales; Cryptococcaceae. The coding region runs from base 1166 to 2272 and encodes 368 amino acids. The record is from RefSeq and is a predicted model, not a curated record.
GUUUUCUUUGUCAAUACAAUCUAUACCAGAAAGCGCAACACGAGCAGGAGGAGAGUACUGGACCGACCUCGAAAGGCGUUCAUCGUUUUUUUCCUACGCUCUGCGUCGUUUUCCAAGCCAACAACGACCGCCACAAACUACCAUCACAACAUCACACAACCCCCGUCACCCAACACACCCUAGCAACACGCAAAGGCAAGGAAGGAUCGGCUUCAAGCAACCUCCUUUCUGACUCUUAUCAAGUGAGAGUGAACGGAGUUGAACGUUCGCGGGACACGUUUGAUAAACAAGCUCGCCGUUCAACGCGACUCCUUUGAAAGCUUGCGCUCUUUGGUCAAAAGUCAGCGCGACUUUCAUUGGCAUUACCCCCUUCCUCAUCUCCACCUCUCUCCCCCAUUCCGGCAGUGACCACCCUGCCAACCGACGCAACCCCACUUCGCAGCGUCUCCCAUAGGGUCGAGCGGAAUACGCAUCCCGCGCUUCACUCAUAAGCGCAAUCCCGACAAGCUCCGACCUACAUCCCCGCCGUCACCCAUCCCAUCUGCCGGUGUCUCCCUGACCAAGAAACACAAGCGAAACCCCCACCCACACCAAACCCAAACGGUGCGAGAAGUUCUAGCGUUACUCGCUAUAUCAUAUCUUUGCUGUUUGUCGUCAUCUCGCUUGGCUGUUCAAGAGCAUCGCCUUGUCAUUGGCGAUCUUGCCUGUCCUUAUCGCCUCGACGCGUGUUUCAGCAUUGUUUAGGUGCUCUCGCCGCUUUUCGCUGCUUGGCCGCUUUGGUGCUUUAAAGGCAAGAAGCGUUUGGUCCUUCUUUCCAUUCGUUCUAUCCAAGGUUGAUAUCCUUAUCAUCCAGCUGAUUUGCUGUCGAACACAGCCUCUCUUCACGCACCAUUCUAUCACUACUACUCUGUUCGCCAUGAACAUUAGACACUAAUUCGGCUUUUGUCGAGUUAUCGUCCCCUUCGACCUCGUCUAUCGACACCCUCAUCGCCCGAGUUCUAUCUUCUCAUCGGAGAAGAUUCAAGGCUCAUUCGACCAGUCAAUCGCAUAAUCGACCAUCUCCGCAUACACAUCUGUCACAAAAAACUCUUGUCUGUAGCCAAUACCCAUUCGCAUACGCAUCCACCCCCAUAUCAUCACAUAUCAACAUAUCAACCCCAGCAUCAUGUCAAGCACGAUAUACCACCCCGCCCCCAUGCCCCACUCUCAUUCCCCAUCCCCCAUCCCAUUCUACCAGUCCAACGCCAUGUCACCUACGACGACGAAGCGUUUACGCUCAUGCCUCUCUCCAACACGGACGAGAUGCAGCUCGCCAGCGCUCUAUCCCAACGCUGGGUCGGGCAAAUUCGAAGCUGCCGGUGGAAGAGGGGUUGGGGAACAGGGUGGGAAGAGGGUCAAGACUGUUAGGUGGCAGGAGCUGAACGGGUGUGCUGUCGCUUCCUUCCACGAUACCUACUCGCACGAAGAGUACGACCGCACUCCGCUCGAACCGCCUGCGCCCGAAGAGCGCGAAUGUGUUCUGCCUGAACGCGGCUCUCGCUGUCUCUCCGCCAUCUUGUCCAGCUCCACUUCCUUCUACUCUGCCCCUACCAUGUACGAUGACGACGAGGAAGAAGAGGAGGACGAUGAUCUUCGGGCAUGUUCCUCCGAUUUGGACUCGUUCAUGCUCCAAACGCCGCCUAGUACGGAGGUCCAUUCCGAGGACGGUGAUCCUUCCGACCGUGACGAGGAAGGAGAAGAGGAGGAGGAUGGAUGGGAUUCGUGUAUGCAGAGAAGACGGAUGAUGUUUUCCCGUCUGUGUGCGCGAAAAGGAGCAGAGGGAGAGAGGUAUCCCGAGUUUGAGGGGUACAAGUCGUUAUCUGCCACGCUCGUGCAGCUGCUGCAGAGUGUUGGGUGUGAUGAUGGCGAUGCCACCGAAGCUGCUCGUGGCGAGAACGAAGAAGAGGAAGAUGACGAAGAGGAAGAGGAAGAGCGGGGUAGAGAUAGAGGUCUCAACAUCUUUGGUCUCUCUUCACUUCCUCCUCGCCAAGAAGAGGCUAUCGAGACUGGCACCCCGUCGCUCGUGUCCACUGAGGAAGCCGAGAGCGAGAUUGAGUGGAGCAUACGUAGCCCCGAUGGCGGCUCGUGCGGCAGUGGCUUCCCUGUGAUAUUGGGAAGGCCGAUAAGAGGGGAGAGCUUGGACUUGGUCUCUGGCGUAGAGGGCGGAGAUGCGGACAAGGUCCAGAUGGCGUCCGCGUACGCGGGGGAGAGGUGGAGACGGGCGAGCGACUAGACAUUAAAUCAUAUCAGACCAUAUAGUGCUUAUUAGCCCGGAGAUGGGGGUAGAAGUAGACCGGGGUAAUACAUAUACGACCACACUUAUGACAUAUUAUGAACAUCUUUCCAAUCACUGUACAUGGACUUGUUGUCAUUUGAAUGAAAGCUGCCUCCACUUUGCUCCAACCUCCACCGGGAGAGUGGCGAACGACUCUGAUCGAUUCACUCGCA